Neltuma alba is the source of this 510-nucleotide messenger RNA. Its product is annotated as early nodulin-75-like. Lineage: Eukaryota; Viridiplantae; Streptophyta; Magnoliopsida; Fabales; Fabaceae. Bases 1 to 510 code for a protein of 169 amino acids. The transcript has a single exon. The record is from RefSeq and is a predicted model, not a curated record.
AUGUCCUCUAGACACUUUCUAAUGUUCCUUUUUGGAGUGGUGUUUCUCAUCACUUCUAGCUUUGCAGAUUACUAUAGGCCUCAAGAGAAAUCACUUCCAGGAAUUAUACCACAUUCUGAGGCUUCAACUGGUAAAUCCCUUAUAAAUGAUCACUUUAAUGUUAAAAGGCCACUUGUUUGCCAGCCUUUAGCUUGGAAACCAAUCCCAAGGCCGACUCCGGACACUACUCCACCUAAACUGAAACCUCCGAUCCAUAUUCCACCUGAUCUAAAACCUCCAUUUCCAAGGCCACCAAGGCCAUCUGCUCUGAAGCUAUCAGCUCCUUUUGAGACUUCACCCACAGGUAAACCCCUUAUGAAUGAUCACCUUGAUAUUGAAAAGCCACUUGUUUGCCGGUCUUCAAUGAAGCAUGUAAUGCCGAAGGCGAAGCCAGGGAAGCCGAUCAAUAUUCCACCGGAUCAAAGACCUCCAUAUCCAAGGCCACAAAAGCCAAAGCUAUCAACCCCCUAA